GAGCCUGCCCCGCUGGCGUCUCCGCCCGGCCGCGCUGCGGAGCGAGCGGGCUCCUCCCUGCCCGGCUGCCUCCCGCAGCCCAUGAUGUGCCUGGAGAGCGGCGGCUCCGCGGCCGGCAGCCCGGGCUGCAGCGGGCGGCUCCGCGCGGGGGACGAGGAGGAGGAGGAGGAGGGCGAGCGGGGCUGCUGCGGCCGGAGCGCCGAGGGCGAGGUGCAGACCCUGUCGGGCAGCAUGAACCCCCCGCCCGCGGGCAAGAGCCCCGAGCGCCUGGCCCCCCGCCACAAGCCGCCCAGCCUGGGCAGGGCCCGGGUAGCGGCCGCCGGCAUCCUCAGCGUGGGCAACGUGCUCAACUACCUGGAUAGGUACACGGUGGCAGGUGUAUUGCUAGACAUCCAGCAGCAUUUUGGAGUUAAAGACAGUGGGGCUGGCUUGCUACAGACAGUUUUCAUCUGUAGUUUCAUGGUGGCAGCACCUAUAUUUGGUUACCUUGGUGACCGCUUCAAUAGGAAGAUCAUUCUCAGCUGCGGGAUCUUUUUCUGGUCAGCUAUCACCUUUUCAAGCUCCUUCAUCACUGAGCAGUAUUUCUGGCUCCUCGUCCUCUCACGAGGUUUGGUUGGCAUCGGUGAAGCCAGUUAUUCCACCAUCGCUCCCACCAUCAUAGGAGACCUUUUCACCAAAAACACCAGAACCCUGAUGCUGUCUGUCUUCUACUUUGCAAUCCCUCUUGGCAGUGGUUUGGGAUACAUCACUGGAUCAAGCGUGAAGCAAGUAGCAGGAGACUGGCAUUGGGCGUUGCGGGUAUCUCCACUCCUAGGCAUGAUAACAGGGACACUCAUCUUGAUAUUUGUACCUGCUGCUAAAAGAGGCAAUGUGGAACAGCUGGGGGGACAGCUGAAGGCUCGGACCUCGUGGCUAAGAGACAUGAAGGCACUGAUCAGAAACCGCAGCUACGUGUUCUCGUCGCUGGCCACCUCAGCUGUCUCCUUUGCCACAGGGGCGCUGGGCAUGUGGAUCCCCCUCUACCUUCACAGGGCACAAGUUGUGCAGAAAACUGUCGAGACCUGCAGUUCGGAGCCCUGCAGCACCAAGGACAGUUUGAUCUUCGGAGCAAUCACGUGCUUCACUGGUUUUCUGGGCGUGAUCACAGGGGCUGGGGCAACCAAAUGGUGCCGGUUAAAAACCCAGCGAGCUGACCCCCUGGUCUGUGCCGUCGGCAUGUUAGGGUCGGCCAUCUUCAUCUGUCUGAUCUUCGUUGCUGCCAAGAGCAGCAUUGUGGGAGCCUAUAUUUGCAUUUUUAUCGGAGAAACUCUUCUGUUUUCAAACUGGGCAAUCACAGCUGACAUACUAAUGUAUGUGGUUAUCCCGACACGACGCGCGACUGCAGUGGCCUUGCAGAGCUUCACUUCGCACCUACUGGGAGAUGCUGGCAGCCCCUACCUGAUUGGAUUCAUCUCAGACCUGAUACAACAAAGCACAAAGGAGUCCCCACUCUGGGAGUUCCUCAGCCUGGGCUACGCGCUCAUGCUCUGCCCGUUUGUCGUCGUCCUCGGAGGGAUGUUUUUCCUGGCCACGGCCCUCUUCUUUCUAAAUGACCGCACCAAAGCUGAACAACAGGUGAAUCAACUGAUGAUGCCACCAGCCUCUGUGAAAGUCUGAGACGUUGACAUUAUGGAUGAUGAAGGAAACGCUGUGUGGACUCCAGCUCCCACAACCACCACUCCAACCACCUGCUAGGAAACCCCAGUACUGGACAUAAGCAAAAGUUCCAGCUCCGGGAUGCAUUUGGAGUCUUAUCGAGUGCUAAUGAAUCACUUCACUCUAACCAGCUGCAGGCUCAGGGUCAAAGAAAUGAAUGGGGAUGGCCUAGAUCUCAGGGCUCCUAAGCCUAAGAAUAUUGUAGGGUUUCCCCACAUUGCUGAGUGUCCGAAGAGCCCACAACCACACUACCCCUGUGCGUGACUGUACAUUGUGCAUACAGUUUUAGGUUUAGCCAGUGAAGAAGUCUACGUUGCAUACAGGGCAACUUCUGUCCUAUUAAAUGCUGCCAGUUCUGUCAGCCAGAGACUAUGUUAGCUGGGGACCUGUUCUGUACAUCACAGCUUUACAAAUUGAAGGCUCAACCCAGAUUUCUUUAAUUAUUAUUUAAACAAGUCAGAGGAUGCUUUAUCUUCAUAAAAGACAUAAAAUAGAGAUUUGAUAGAGUUGUAUUUAAACUUUGAGCAUCUCGAAAGGCCCAUGUACCUGUAUUGGAUGCGAAAGCUUCCACGGUGUUGCCGCAUCAAUCCCCAAGAGGGCUCCAAGGGACCAUUCAGAAAGUAUGGCACAGACCUUCAAGCGACGGCAUCCUGCUUAAGGGAGUACCGGAGGAGGAGAAAUCUGUCCCUGCACAAGGUGUUCUUUGGGAUUGUUACAGAAGAGCCAGGAAAACCACGGUCAGUGAUAUCUGGUGGCUUCCAGUUUUGUUUAACACACAGUUUCAGUUCCAGGUAGAAGGAGGUUUACAGAAUACCAAAAUCCAGAGAUUAAUUGCUUUAUGUGGAGUCUGGUAUUGCUGCCCUGAUGUGCCAGUGAUGGUCUGUCUUUGUUUACGUGCAUAUAAUGUUCACCAUUAGGCAUGUUGCAAAUACCAAUAAUUUUUUCCAGUAUUUUCAGGCACAUUUAUGAUGUUAUAAAGCUUUGUUUCUGCCCAGCAACUGCAUUUAUAGAAGGAUUUUUAGAUUCAAUGCACACCCCAUUUCCCCUCCCCACCGUCCUACUGUUCUGCUUUGCUCCCUCCUACGCGAGUGACUAUAUUACUUAAGUUCAAUUUGAUCUUUACAGAAAUGCAACUGGGAUUUUCUUUUUAAUACACUAGUCUACUGGUCUAAACUGAGUUAGUAAGAAGUGAGUCUCUCUUAGCUGAUUUUGUUUCUAAUCAGUCAGAUUAUUUUUGUUUAACCAAGGGCUCUUGUUUCUUGCAGUCGACAUUCAAGUAUAAAAUUUAUAGUAUGCCAGCAUGGAACGUAUUAGAACUGUGAGAGCAAUGAAGUGCUAACAGCACCAGAAAAAUAUCAGAUUGCCAAAUCACCUCCUUUUUCUGUUUGGGGAAAAAACUGUUAAGGCUCAUAUUUUUAUCUAAAUUUACCUACAUAUCACUGUAAAAUGUACGUAGGCCUCAACCCUUUUCAACCAGCCCAGCAGAACGCUCUUCCUUUCAAACUCUGGCCAGGGCUGGAUUGGAAACAAUACUAAAUUAGCAAAGGCAUUACCCAACCCUGGGAUGCUUUUAAUAAUCUCAAAAACACUGAUUAGUUUAGCUAGUUAAUCAGUGGCUCUAAUGACAGCAUAAUGUCUCCAUCCUUUCAAGCAGCACUGCAAUGACUGCAUAUAUGACACCUGCAUUAAGUAAUCAGAGUCCACCCCAAUUUAAAAUGCUUCAGGUCUUUUCACUUCCACACUCUACAUUGAAGGAAGGCAGCUGUGCUCUGCAGUGAAAAACACAAGAGAGGGCAGAUACUUUCAGUUACCAGCAGCCUGGUCAAAACCAGCCACAUUAACAAUAUUUCUUUUAAAAACCAGAUUGACCAGAACUAUCUGUUAAUAAUCCCCUUGGAAUUAAUGAGACCAGCUCUUAACUGUAGUUGGGGUUAGGAGGUGGUUUAUCUGGGAUAACCUAUCAAAGGAAUGAGAGCAAUACAAGCCCUUCAUGCUGGCUAACAGUAAUGCCAGAGAAACUAGCAUUGCCUGGGUUACCUUAAAUGGAUAGGUUAGUGACCCUACGCGUGUGCUAGAACAAAUCUCACGAGACGUUGUUUUAAUUUCUUCUAAACUAUGGAAGUGCCCUAUAGAAUUCUCUAGCAAAACCUAUUUGUUUCCUCCCUAGGAAUUCUAUAGGCUGCAUCUGCAAAGGCUGCUUUUCACUAAAAUACUCUUUAAAAAAACAAAACAAAACACCAUUUAAGUAUUUCUUAUAGGCUGAGCAAACAAUUGGAGACAGAAGUCCCACUCCUGACCCAUCCCCAGGAGAGCAGCGAAUGCACUUGUGCGCCACUAAAAUAAUAACCAAAGCAAGUUCAAAACAAUGCUUCAUUUCCCAUCUUGUACUGUUAUUAAUAUUGCUCGGGGAAAAUGUCAACUCUGCAGUCUGGCAGCCAAAGGCCUGAGUUAGAAGCACAUGAAUUUUUUGUGCUUCUCAUUAAGAUGUUCUCCGUUAAUUUAUGUAAAACAUAAACAACAAUUAGUCACUUGAUCUCAGAGGCCAAGGGAAAAUUAGCUGAAUUUCUUGAAUUAUUAUUUCAAGUGCUUUGUCUUAAAAGUUACAGCACUUAUCCUCAAGAGCAGGACUUCGGUGUUUACUGAGAUUUUAUUCCUAUCAAUUUUCAAUGGAAAGAGAGCCAAUAAAUACACCUUAAUCUCCUUGGUAGGAAGGGCUGACCUCACUUCCUAUGAAACAAGACCCAAUUCAGCCUCGGUGUAAGCAAAUGGAGAAUUAGUCCCAGUCCCCCACACACCAAUGGUCCUUCACUGAUUGAAUUCUUCUCCAUUUGGAGGAGGAGAGACCUGGCACCAAGGAGGUAGAGUAGCGAGCCAUGAGAACUAAGGGAGGGGAAGGAGCAGGGAAUUUGGAACCCCCAUCCUGAGGCUGCCACUUCCCCGUUACAGACCAUGAUCCAUGUUCAGCCACCUGAAGAGAUGAAGGUAUUUUUUGAAUUGUAGCUACAUAUUUCUAUUCCGGGACGGAAUUUUUCAAGCGUUGUUCUAUUAGAGCUUCUAUUAAAUAUUUAUUCUCUUAGAAAGAAACCAGAUAAUUGGGAUAAAGGGGGCAAGGCAAUAACAAAGCUCUAAGUCAAGUCAAGCUGUCCAACCACUCUCAGAAGAGAGGUUUGAAAAACACUAAAGAGGAGGCGGCCGGGUACAACCUACCUUCUGCUGUAACAUUCUGGGUGUCUGCUAGUACCCGCUCCCUCGUGAGGCUGCAUAUUCCUGUCGACAGGAAAAGUGGGGGUCCAGGCCCAGCUCUGCUACUUGGACUGCAGGCAAGUCACUACCUCUCUGCUUGCUUGUUCAGCUGUAAAAUGGAGAGACUGGACUUAUGAGGCACUGUAUCAAUGAAGUAUGCUCUUCCCUACUCUCUCUCAAACAUCCAAUUCCAGUAUUCUGGUGUAGUGUGCCACUGAUGUUACUCUGCAGUACUAGACUUAUCCUCUCCCACCCGCAGAGUUUACUAGGGCAGGGUCUCUAGUUGUUAGUUUUGACAAAGCGAUUAUAAGUUUUCCCCACAGAAGUGCUUCAGGAAAAGUCAUAGAAAGAGAGAAUGUGGUGAAUGGCAUUUUGCACCACAAUCCAGAUUAAUGGGAUCUUGUCACUUAACAGCUAGAACUGUGGGCUUAUUAUUUAACACACACAGCAAAAGUUUAGCGUUGCCUUGUGUGUAUCUGCAGUUGCUGGUGUAAUGGGGAGAGGGAGGAUAUGAAGAUAGAAUUAGAGUGAAGCUGGUGGAAGGAGAGACCCUUUCAUUUCUGUACAGAGAACUAGCUCAAUGUACCAGUCUCUGAAAUCUGCGCCAGCUCUGCAGACAGGUGGGAUUUGAUGAAAUCAUUUCCAGAGUGAAGAGAAAGCUUUAGCAUAAGUAACUUAGCUCUACAAUCCUCCAUUUUGUCGCUUAUCAACUCCACUUGAAAACACACCCCGGUGUAAUUGUUAGAGGGGCCACACUUAAAGAUCUGCCUUAAGGGACUUCAUAUAUUAGCAAGGCUUGGGUUGAUUAUUUGUAAGCAAAAUAGGGUUCAGUGCAUUAGACUUAAGUCUUUAAUUUAAAUGGUUCCUGGGAGCAUCUGUAAAGCCACUGUCCUCUUACUCUCCCCGCCCCCCCAAAACAAACUGCAUUGUUAACUAGGACAUAGUCUAGUAAACCCUCCUGUCCCACCUUAGAGAAGGGAAAACAAUCAGAAUGGGAGGGGGGGGGGUCGGAGGCCUGGCUAACUCUCUCCCUCCUUCCUGUAUGCACACAGCACCUGAGGGGAGGUGGUCAAUGCUACUGGCAAGCAUACACUGUACCUUUUGUCCAGGUGUAGCCUGCUGCAAGAUCCCUGCUCCCUUAGUGCAAUCGUCUGUGGUUACCCUGGCAUAUUAAGUGUAAGGGCGCUCUGCGUGAAUGGGUGGGGUCGAGUUAACAGAGCUGGGGAGGCUGCAGGGUGCCUUCAGCAAAACCAGAUGGUUACAGCAGAUUGCAAGAGCUUCCUUAUACUUCACUUCAUCUUAAAAGCGUUUUACCUUGUGCCAGUGCCACCUCCAUGGGAGCUUUUGCACAGCAGGAGGCAGAAGUGAGGGCAGUGGGGACAAGGCAGCAACUAGACACUUGUUAACACUGCAACCACACCAAAUCAGUAUUCACAUCCUGUAGCCUUUACUCACAGAGCUGGGUUUGGUAAAAGCUACAGGACUGCUUACCUGCGUGAAGCUUGAAGUACUGGGCCAGCAUCCUCAGUCGAACCUCAGGGUGAGACAAACGAGUGAUGGAGACAUAAAUAAACUCUAGGUAGACUGGAACACUAAGCUUGUCUCACUUUCCCCCACACCCUAGUUAUUUGGUUUCUUCUCUAUUUGCUUUAUUGUUUUGUAAACCAGCACUUGCAAUCACUUCUACUAUGUGAUGUAUGGGAGUAUAUCAUAGGUUUUCUUGUUAUACAAGGCAGGAGUAUAAAAUAAUUUUCUGAUUUCUUUCAGAAGCAAAUGGCUAUUUUAUUUUUUAAGAGCAACCGAUUGUCAAUCUCAGAGUAUAAAGAGAAAUAAAGCCAAAUCUAUACCUUUAUGUAAAUUAAGAAAUAAAAGUAUUUAAAACAUA
This is a messenger RNA of Malaclemys terrapin pileata, 6823 nucleotides long. It is a transcript of the gene SPNS2, whose product is annotated as SPNS lysolipid transporter 2, sphingosine-1-phosphate. Gene Ontology annotation, molecular function: sphingolipid intramembrane carrier activity; transmembrane transporter activity. The transcript has 13 exons. Gene Ontology annotation, cellular component: membrane. Lineage: Eukaryota; Metazoa; Chordata; Testudines; Emydidae. Gene Ontology annotation, biological process: sphingosine-1-phosphate receptor signaling pathway; transmembrane transport; lipid transport. The coding region runs from base 82 to 1656 and encodes 524 amino acids. The record is from RefSeq and is a predicted model, not a curated record.